Messenger RNA from Sinocyclocheilus grahami, 770 nucleotides. Its product is annotated as sec1 family domain-containing protein 2-like. The record is from RefSeq and is a predicted model, not a curated record. Bases 1 to 513 code for a protein of 170 amino acids. NCBI's taxonomy places the organism in Eukaryota, Metazoa, Chordata, Actinopteri, Cypriniformes, Cyprinidae. Gene Ontology annotation, biological process: vesicle-mediated transport. The transcript is spliced from 5 exons.
AUGCAAAAGUUUGAGUUUGGAAUCUCAGGCCCUGAGGAGCUGACUGUGGAGCGUGCUCACUCUGCCCUGGAGAACGUGUUUGAGACACUGAGGGGAGUCAGUCAUGCCAGAGACCACCUGAAGAACUUCAGCUCUGUGUACACUCCCAGUGAUGGAGCACAUCAGGCAACAUACCGGCCAUUGCUUAAGCAGGUGCUAGAAGAGAUCUUCCACCCAGACAGACGUGAAUGCCCUGAUGUAGAGCACAUGUCCGGGGGACUCACUGACCUUCUCAAGACUGGCUUCAGCAUGUUCAUGAAGGUCACUCGACCACACCCAAGUGAUCAUCCACUCUUGUUUCUCUUCCUGGUGGGCGGAGUCACACCAUCAGAGCUCCGCCUCAUUCGUGAAGUUGUCUCCACCCAUAAGUCAUGCACUCAGGUACUCGUAAUGUCCACUAGGCUGCUGAGACCUUCCGAUGUCCCUCACUUACUCUUCCGCACUGACAGACUCAAACCUGACAUUGGAGUGUGAAGAGACUGAACACACACACUUCUGGCUGUUGAAUCAAUUCUUUCCAGCAUAUUUUUCCUUUUGUCUCAAUUUCAGAGGCAUUCGAUAAAAAACAAAUCAUGCAUUUAAAAAGGUUUAAGGAAUAUACAGAACAUGCUUCUGUUCCUUAUAAAUACCACAACAUCCCGUUCCAAUUAUUUCACAUUUUGUUGUAUAUGACCAAAGAUUCUGUCUUACCAUUUUCCCUUAAAGUCCCUCAAUUUUUUCCCUUUAAAUAA